AUGCGCGGCCUCCCCGCGAUCCUUGUCCUCGUCUUUGCCACUGCAUCCGGGAGCUCGCCGUCGAUCGUUCGCGACGAAAGAGUCGUUGUCAGAGGAAGCAGAGCGGUGAACGGGGCGAACUCGGUUUAUCGCUACCAGGACUACCCGUACGAGGAGGACUUGCCGAUUUCCGACGAUGACGCCGGUGACGGCGAUCAGGCGCAGUUCGCGAGUUAUCUGGACGAGUUGACGAGGAGGAGGCGGGUCAAGGAGGCCGACAGGGACAAGGACGCCGAGGGGUACCGAACGGGCAGACGCAUGAAGAAGAAAAAGCUCAAUAGUGUCGAACAGGGCGCUCUGUUGGUCCAGGCGCUCGGCAAGAGGCAGAGGAACGCCACGGGUGGCGGUGCCAACGAUUACCGGGGUUACCAAGAACAAUCCCCCGAGCUGCAAAACGGGAUCAUAGACCUACUUGGGCGAAUGAUACCCAAGACCUGCAAGUACAAGGGCGCCAAGUUCCAGUGCGGCCUGAGCAUAAGCUGCGUCCUGGAGGGCGGCCGGCCGCUCAACCUCUGCUCCGGGGGCAUGAUAUGGAGUUGCUGCAUCGACGACGACGACAUCCCCGACAAGAUUCAAAAGCCCAACGUCGGCCUCCUGCAGAACGCCAGCUGCGGCGAACUGUACACGAGGAGCAAUCGAAUAGUCGGCGGCCACAGCACGAGCUUUGGCAGUCAUCCCUGGCAGGCUGCCAUCGUAAAAACGGCCUUUCUGUCGCGCAAGCUCUCUUGCGGUGGUGCUCUGCUCAACAACCGCUGGGUCGUCACGGCAGCUCAUUGCGUCGCCACGACCCCGAACAACAAUCUCAAGGUCAGACUCGGCGAGUGGGACGUCAGAGAUGCCUCGGAGCGGCUGUUGCACGAGGAAUUCGCCAUCGAGAGGAAAGAGGUGCACCCCCAGUACUCUCCCACGGACUUUAAGAACGACGUGGCCCUGAUCAAGCUGUCCAGGACGGUCGAGUUCAAGCAGCACAUAGUCCCGGUCUGCCUGCCGGCGCGCAGCCUCAAGCUCCAGGGGCGCACGGCCACGGUCGCUGGUUGGGGCAGGACGAGGCACGGUCAGACUUCCGCCCCCACCGUCCUGCAGGAGGUCGAUGUCGAGGUCAUUCCUAACGAGAGGUGCCAAAGGUGGUUCAGGGCCGCCGGUCGCCGCGAGACGAUACACGACGUCUUCCUCUGCGCUGGGUACAAGGAGGGAGGACGCGAUUCCUGCCAAGGGGACUCUGGCGGGCCCUUGACGAUGUCGGUAGAGGGCAGGCACGUGCUCAUCGGUCUGGUGUCCUGGGGCAUCGGCUGUGGGCGCGAGCACCUACCCGGGGUCUACACCAACAUCCAGAAAUUCGUUCCUUGGAUCGACAAGGUCAUGAGCUAG
Molecule: messenger RNA, 1407 nt
Organism: Copidosoma floridanum
Lineage: Eukaryota; Metazoa; Arthropoda; Insecta; Hymenoptera; Encyrtidae
Product: serine proteinase stubble
Biological process (GO): proteolysis
Molecular function (GO): serine-type endopeptidase activity
Source: RefSeq, a predicted model, not a curated record